Messenger RNA from Dichotomopilus funicola, 3573 nucleotides. Its product is annotated as mediator of RNA polymerase II transcription subunit 5. Gene Ontology annotation, biological process: regulation of transcription by RNA polymerase II. Gene Ontology annotation, cellular component: mediator complex. The coding region runs from base 1 to 3573 and encodes 1190 amino acids. The record is from RefSeq and is a predicted model, not a curated record. Gene Ontology annotation, molecular function: transcription coregulator activity. The transcript is spliced from 6 exons. Lineage: Eukaryota; Fungi; Ascomycota; Sordariomycetes; Sordariales; Chaetomiaceae.
AUGGACCCCCACCACGCCCACGCCCACAACACCCUAACCACCUCCCUAACCGCCUGGCAGCACUUCCUCGACCGCGCCCUUCUCAACCGUCUCGACCCAGCGCGCUUCGCGGCCUUCCUGCCGAUCCACUUUAGCGCACACCCUUUACCACCGGCGUUGGUGGCUGAUGUCCUGUUGCGGCCGCCGCCGGCGCCGCGGGGGUGUUAUCGGCUGGAUCCGAGGGUGUUGUUGUAUUUGCAGGCGUUGUUGAGGCAGAGGUGGGUGGAUGUGGCGGGGGUGCUGAGGGGGUUGUUUGUGUAUAGUUCGGCGCAGAGGAGGGUUGGUGGGGAAGAGGGGGAAGAGGGGGAUAAUGGUGAGGGGGCUGGAGAGGGAGGAGGGAUAUCAGGGGAUGGGGGUGAUGUGGAUGUGAAGAUGGAGGUGGAAGAGGAGGGAGGGGGAAUCCAAGCCGGGGUCGAAGCACACAAUAAGAACGAUACCGGGAAGAAGAACACAACAACAACAAAACGCCCCCGCAAACCCCGACGCUGGCAAAACUCCUACGACGACGAAGAAGUGAUCCUCUGGCGGCUAGCGCGGGCGAUCCACGAGGGUACCGCGGUCAAGACGGCGCGCGAGGUCGCCCAGGUCGCCCAGGUGCUGGCGGCGUGGAUGCGGCUGUUCGCGGCGCGCGACGUGUUUGGCCCGUCGGCAAUGCACCACCACCCUGCUGCGCUGAUGCAGGCGCGCGACGAUAUGGAGGAUGCGCGGGCCGCGUUUGUGCUGUUGCUUAUUGCGUUUAGUGAGAGUCCGACUGUGCUGGCGGCGCUGGAGCGGGUGGCUUUUCGAGGGGUUUGCAAAUGGCUUUCUGAAGCUCUGCGGGUUUUCGUGCCGUGUAUCAUGCAAGGGCUGCCUGCGAUGGCCACGCGGUUGGAGAUCUUCAGGACCGACGUGCUGGGCAAGCACCUCCCGCGGAAAAAGAAGGACGUGGAAGAUGUCGACAGCUACGUGGACAGCUUUAUCGACAUGGACAGCUUCCAGGUCCCCGAGCUGCCCGUGGUCAACUCUCGGGCUGGGCUCUACAUCUACCUCAGCGCUGCGCUCGUGGGCCGACCCAUGCUUGACGACACCGCCUUGUUUACAUACUUGCACAACAGAUAUCAGGGAGACAUACAAUCCACGGCAGUCCAACUGAUCCUCGCUUCCUUCGACCUCCUCGCCAACGCCGUCUUCCGCAACGAAGGCCCCAAGACAGGCCACCUGCUCAAAUCCUACGUCGUCAACAAAGUGCCCCUCAUCCUCGUCUCGCUGGCCAGAACAGCCAACAUGUACCCAUUCGACCCAGAGUCGUGCAUCAAGGAAGCCCUCGGGCAGGUCGACACCAACGUGUUCCCCACGCUGUCGGGCAUGUUCGAGAUGACGACCAACAACGCGCACCACAACAACGCCAACAGCUCGUUCCAUGACUCGGUCCGGCAGGACUUUUGCUUCUCGUGCCAGCUGCACGGCCUGCUCUCGCAGCAGGCGAUAGAGAGCCUGCUGGGGGAUAUCACGUACCAGUCGCUGCCGGACGAGGGGCGGUAUGUCAAGGAGAGCUUGGUGCAGGCGUGUCUGCAGGAUGUGGACCGCACGCAGAAGCUCAUUGGAGAGCUGGAUAAUAUGAAUGGGAAUGUUGGGGCCGCUGCGCAGGCCAUUAUUGAGGUCAUCGGCAGUCUCUGCCGGAACAAGGAAACCAUGACCCUGAAGCAGCUGUGCAGCCAGCUCGCGGCCAAGCCGCUGUCCCUGGACGUGUUACUCCUAUUCGACAAGCCGCAAAAGAUCCUGCAGCCGCUGUGCGAGCUACUCGACAACUGGGCCGGAUACGAAGAAGACCAAGGCGAGUACCAGCCCGUGUACGAAGAAUUCGGGUCCAUCCUGCUCCUACUGCUGGCCUUUGUCUACCGGUACAACCUCUCGCCGGCGGACCUAGGUCUGCGCUCGCCGGACUUGUUCCUCGCGAAGCUGCUGGGCGGCGGGAAUAAAUACCGGCCACUGGAGGAGUUGGACGAGCAGGAGAAGGCGCACCUGAAUGGUUGGAUCCACGGGCUGUUUGAUACCGCCGGCGGCUUGGGCGACGAUCUUAUGGCGUCGUGCCCGCCGCAGGACUUUUACUUGCUUAUUCCGACGCUGUUUCAGCAGAUUGUCGUGGCGUUGAGUGCUGGGUAUUUGGCGGAUGACGUGCUUAAGGGGGGUCUUGAGUACUUGGUCGGCGUCCUGCUACUACCCUCCCUCGUCCCCGCGAUCCUCUACCUGUCGAACCAGCUCUGGGUCGGCGGCCCCCAGAUGCAGUCGGCCAUUAUCAAGAUCCUGCAGGUCAUCAUCCGGCCCAGCGGCAUCUCCAACGAGGCCAUGACCAUGCUCUCGUCCGUGCUCAACAUCGUGGCCAAGCCGCUGGAGCACGCCCUCCGCUCGUACCAGCGGCAAGACCCCAAGUGCCAGGAGAUCGAGCCGCUGCUCCGGGCCAUCCAGGAGAACCUCGCGCUCUCCCGGCGCACCGGCGGUGCCGACCACACCGAGCUCGAGUCGUGGUGCAGCACGCACGCUAACAGCAGUAGCACCAGCAAUGCCACCAACAAUAACAAUACCCUUACCAACAGCAGCAACAACAACACUACAAACAACAACAACAACGGCGCCAGCGGAACGACCACCACCUACCCCCACAGCGGCCUCACCGCCGCCGUCCGACACACAGUCCAAAGCCUCAUCCAAUGGGCCCAGCACCCGCCAUCUCUCAACGGCACGCCAGCGACCUACACCCACCGACAGACCCUCGCAGCCGUCAAGAUGCUCGGCGCGAAACGGGUCCUCGCCGUCCUCCUCGACGAACUGCGCGCCGCAGCCGACACCCCGCAAGCCAGCAUCGCCUACGACGUAGCCACCGCCCUCAUCUGCGCCCCCGACGUCACCAACGACGCUUCCCUCCCUCCUCCCCCUUCUCCUACCGACCCGAACACCUCCAACCCAACCGGGACAAACCCAGACGGAACCACCACAACAGCCCAACAACAACAACAGAAAAGCCAACACCCCUCAAACAUCCAACGCCGCACCACCCUCCGCACUGCCCUCCACCUGAAAGCCACCACCUGGAAACAAACCCAAACCCAAACCCAACAAAAAUCCGGAUCCAACGACCCCCUCACCGCCGAAACCAUCGUCCGUCUCCACCGCCGCGUCGAAGCCCAACUCACCCCCGCGCCUCCCCCUCUCGCUCUAGCGGCGAUUGCUAUUAAUGCCGCGGCUGCUAUGUUGCAUGGUCAUGGGCAACCUGUCGGCGUCGAACUUGCUGGCGCGCUGGGGUCGGGCGAUGUGUUGGGGGAUGCGAUGGGCGGUAGUGCUACGGGGGAUCUGUUGCAGGAUUCGAUGGUUUUGGAUGCGGCUGCUGCUGCGGCGGGGUUGGAUGGGACGGAUUUGUUGGGGGGUAGUGCUGGGGAUCUUGGUAGCAAUAGUGGUGCUGGUGGGACGGAGUUGGGAGGGGAUGGGUUGUUUGGGAGUUUGGGUGCUGGGAGCGAUUUUGGGGCGGAUUUUGGGGGGUGGGAUAUGGAUCUUUCUUAA